Emiliania huxleyi CCMP1516 is the source of this 1368-nucleotide messenger RNA. RefSeq lists its product as hypothetical. The record is from RefSeq and is a predicted model, not a curated record. The transcript has a single exon. Bases 1 to 1368 code for a protein of 455 amino acids. NCBI's taxonomy places the organism in Eukaryota, Haptophyta, Isochrysidales, Noelaerhabdaceae.
AUGGCUGACUCGAGCGUCAGUGGCUCGAUCGACCACGCCGACCCCGACCAGCCGCCGCCGCCCAAGCUGUCGGCAGAUGCGAGCGAGGAGGAGAGGACCGCACGUGCUGCGAUCAUGAAGGAGCGGGCGAAGAGGCAGCGGCAACAGCACGAGAAGAACAGGCAGCCGAGGGAGCGCAGCGAGCGGCAGUAUGAGAGCGGGGCGGCCAAGCGCAAGAAGGCGGUCACCGAGGCCAAGAAGGCUGAUGCCAACCGCCGCCGCCAAGUCGUCAGUCAGCACCGCCGCCAAGCCAAGGAGAAGGCGCGCCCGCCACUUGGCGAGAGCUUUGCCUCCAUCCGCCAGCGCGAGGAGCAGCGGCUGCUCGGCGAGCGCUUCCUGUUCGUGCCCCAGCGCGUGCGUGUAUCUGAGGGAGAACUUGCUGGGCAGUGCGGCACCAUGCUGGAGCGCGGCCAGCUGUGCUUCCCCGACCCGGUGCCAAACGACCCGCGGCACAUCAUGAGCCUGGAGCUUGACGCCUCGGGCCGCGUGGCAAUCACGGAGCCAAAGCACCACCACCAAGUGCUGCUCGACGAGAGCGAGGAUGAGAAGCCGGUGCUGCUCUCGCCGUACGCGGUGGAGCCGUGGCCGAGCGUCGGGCAGCUCGUGGACAUGCACCACGGCAGCAACUUGGAGGACGAGCCUGAUCGAGCCAUGAACCACUUAGGCACUGUCGUCGCCUUUCAUCCAUGGCAGCAUUGGGGACUCGAGGGCGAGAGCUUUUACCUCGUCAAGCGGCAGACAUAUGCGCUGCCGGAGCAUGUCGAGGCGAUGGCGGGAGGCGACGUGCGCGUGGGCUCGUGGGUGCGGCUGCUGCCUCCGCACCCGGAUGCGCGUUACGAGCUCGGCCGGGAGGCAAUCGCCCCCAACGCAUACGGGCAGGUAACGCGACGCAGGUUUGAGCUAUCGGAGACGAUUGCACGGCGCAUGCUUGAGCGCCUCCACCUGCAAGAGCCUCUCACAACGGCCGACACACACAAGCUUCUGGAGAUCGUGCCCGUGACAGGAGCUGAGGAGGUAUACUUGCCGUUGCCCGACGUGCACGUGGUGCUACACCGAUGUGAAACAUGCAGUGACUGCUUGGUGCUCGAGUCCACAUUCUUGCUUGCCUACGACACGGACUUUGCGCCCCUUGACAGCGAGGACAUGCAAAACCCGUGCCGCUCUCACUGUCCAAUAGAUCAUGAUUACAUGUGCAAGUGCGCGCGCGAGCAGUACUCACACUGGGAGUGUAGGACCGGAUGCCGCGAUUGUACCGGUAGUGGCAGCGAAUGGGACAGCGAGACGGAUGAGGAGAGUGCGCCAGCAGAUAACAUGUCUGUGUCCCCUUAA